CAAAUCAUAAGCACGUUUAAUUUAUCUCAAUAUUUAUUUUUCAAUGAUCAAACAGUCAACAAAAUUAUUCUUAAUUUACUUUUGAUUGACAUAAUGAGAAUGAAACACAAAAAAAUAAUAAUUUUUAACGAGUGUGGUCAAUGAAAUGAAGAAUCAAGGCUGAGUAAACAAACUACAACGCUUUAUAAUGCUCGGAAUAUUGUCGAAUGUAAGUCUGUUUUGUGGAUUGAAUCAAAGCUGAUCAGAUCUUUGCGAGUAAAAUGGGAAAAAUUCAACUAUUUGCUGUGCUAUUUAUUAUAUUUCAGCUGACAUUAGCAGCAGAUCUAAAAUGUAGCGUUUGGAUGAAGGGAAUGAACACAAUGCAUAAAUGUUGUAAACUUCCGUUACCAAUUGAUGAGAAAAUCUUUGAGACAGCAUCUAAAUUGAAUAUGUCACAUUGUGAAAAACAAGAGAAAGUCGCAGAGAUGUUGAACUUGAAAAAUGCUGACAAAGCUGCUUACAAAAAUCAUUUAACAAAAGUCAUAACUGAUUCAGAUUGGAAGCCAAUUUUAGUCAAAAAUUCAGACUUUUGUGUAGAUUUAGCACCAAAGCUAGUUGCACCAUUUGCUAAGAAAGUCAACAUUACUGAAGAAGGAUGUGGAGCUAAAUUUAUGCUCACAUUUAACUGUUGGAUGGCAACUGCAUAUUCGGAAUGUCCAGAAAAGUUUUACACGGAUUCUUCUGAAUGUAAGGAAUUAACUAAAACAAUAAAAGAAUGCAAAGAAAAUACAGCUGACAUCAUCAAAGCUUUUGAAGCACCACAAUAAGAUUUAUAAUUUGAACAAUAUUUUAUUUAUUUUUGUUAAGUCGCAUUUUAAUAAAAAUUGACUUCUUUUUGGAUUCCAC
Molecule: messenger RNA, 885 nt
Organism: Chironomus riparius
Lineage: Eukaryota; Metazoa; Arthropoda; Insecta; Diptera; Chironomidae
Source: the annotation of a GenBank genome assembly